AUGGCUUCCACUUUCUUUAUUCUCCAGAUAUUGGCCUCGAGUCAUUUGUGUUUAGCAAUUGAUAAUUCUUUAUUUAAUUUAACUUAUCGAGCAGUUUUCAACUUUGGUGAUUCUAAUUCUGACACUGGAGGACUGGCUGCUGGAAUAGCCUUCCCAGUCGGGCCACCCAAUGGACAAACUUACUUCCUCAAGCCAUCGGGAAGAUUCUGUGAUGGCCGGUUAAUCGUUGAUUUCUUGCGGGAUUCAAUGAAUUUGCCACUCUACAAGGCCUACUUGGAAUCUGUUGAUGCACCGAAUUUCCAAUCGGGGUGUAAUUUUGCCACUGGAGGGUCUACUGCACUUGCUGCCAAAGCCAAUUCAAUUAGUCCAUUUUCAUUUGGUAUCCAGGUAGACCAAUUCAUCAGAUUUAAAGCUCGAGUUCUUGCAUUAUUGGCAAAAGACAAAAGGCUAAGAAAAUUUCUGCCUACAAAGAACAGUUUCGAACAAGGCAUAUACAUGUUUGAUAUUGGCCAAAACGAUGUUGAUGCUGCAUUUUUUUCAAAACCCGAGGAUGUUAUUGCUACAAUUCCAACUAUUUUGUUAGAAUUUGAAACGGGAUUACAGGUUUUUUGUUUCUCUUCUCUAAAAACUGAAAACUGAAAAUUAAUUCAAAAUUGAAAACUGAAAAGCAAAGCGAAUGUUUUUUGACUACUAGCAGAUAUUAUAUAAUGAAGGAGCAAGGAAUUUCUGGAUUCAUAACAUGGGGUCACUGGGUUGUUUACCCAGAAUUAUUGCAACAUUUGGAAAUGAUGCGUCAAAACUAGAUGAUGUUCAAUGUGUCACUUCACAUAACCAGGCAGCCAUGCUUUUCAAUUUACAACUACAUGCUUUGUGUUCAAAGUUCCAAGGACAGUUUCCAAAAGCCAAAGUCACUUAUGUGGACAUAGUUUCCAAAAGCCAAAGUCACUUAUGUGGACAUCUUCAACAUCAAACUCAACCUCAUUUCAAAUUAUUUUCA
This is a messenger RNA of Olea europaea var. sylvestris, 997 nucleotides long. RefSeq names its product GDSL esterase/lipase At1g54790-like. The transcript is spliced from 3 exons. The coding region runs from base 1 to 639 and encodes 212 amino acids. The record is from RefSeq and is a predicted model, not a curated record. NCBI's taxonomy places the organism in Eukaryota, Viridiplantae, Streptophyta, Magnoliopsida, Lamiales, Oleaceae. Gene Ontology annotation, molecular function: hydrolase activity, acting on ester bonds.